UAUGGAAAAAAACAAACAUAACCUUUAUUUAAUAUUUUUAUUAAUUUUAAUAUUUUUCUUUAUUUUAAUUGUAAAUAGAUAAUAUACAAAAUGGCUAUUUUAAGUAAUAUACAACAAAGAUUUUACCUAGUAUUUUUAAGAAAUGAGUUUAAUAAAGCUGCAGUGCACCGAAACUAUUCAAAAAAAUUCGAGGACAUCCCAGGCCCUUAUUCCUUACCGGCAGUAGGAACUUUAUAUCAAUAUUUACCAGCAAUAGGCAACUAUAAAUUCACCACCCUGCACCACAAUGGUUUCAAGAAAUAUAAAAAAUACGGCGAAGUUGUCAGGGAAGAAAUUGUACCUGGGGUGAAUGUGGUAUGGCUAUUCAAUCCCAGAGACAUUGAAACAAUGUUCAGAAAUGAGGGCAAGUACCCACAAAGAAGGAGCCAUUUGGCAUUAGAGAAGUACCGAUUGGACAGACCUAAUGUCUACAAUUCUGGAGGCUUACUGCCAACAAAUGGGGAAGAAUGGUCGAGAAUUCGUACUGUGCUACAAAAAGGUCUCAGCAGUCCACAAUCUGUACUUAAUUUUUUACAAAAGGUUGAUGAAAUUGUUCUGGAAUGGUUGUCAAAUCUCCAUGAAGUCUGUAAUGAGCACAAAGAUAUGCUACCCGAAUUAUCUAGGCUAUAUUUAGAAAUAAUUGUAAUGGCUGUUUUGGAUAUCAGGUUAAACAGUUUUUCAAGACGAGAAAGAAAAUAUUAUUCAAGGUCCAGUAAACUAAUACAAGCAGCAUUGGUAACUAACAGCUGCAUUUUAAAAACUGACAAUGGACCUCAACUAUGGAAAAAAUUUGACACACCACUGUACAGGAAAUUAAAGAAAUCUCAGGAAUACAUGGAAGAUGUAGCAAUAGAUUUAUUAUCCCUUCAAAUGUCCCUUUUUCAUGAAAAAGAACGUAAUACACCUGCAACCCUGUUAGAAAGUUAUUUAGCUGCUCCAGAAUUAGAUUUUAAAGAUAUUAUUGGAAUGGCCUGUGAUUUUAUUUUAGCUGGAAUUGACACUACAACCUACACUACCAGUUUUAUGCUCUAUCACUUGGCGAAAGCUCAGGGCGUACAAUCAAACUUAUUUAGAGAAGUCCGUCGACUUUUACCAAACACCUAUAGCAAAGUUACUAAAGAAGUUCUACAAGAGGCUGUUUAUGCCAAGGCAGUAUUAAAGGAAACUCUUAGAUUAAGACCCAUUUCCGUUGGUACUGGAAGGGUACUACAAAACGACGCCGAGUUCAGCGGUUAUAUGGUGCCAAAAGAGACGGUGGUUGUAAGCCAAAACCAAGUGAUUUGUCGUUUACCGGAAUAUUUUCCCUCUCCUACCGAAUUCAAACCUGAGAGAUGGCUGAAGGACCAUCCAUUGUACAAAAAGCCGGAUCCAUUUCUGGUUCUACCGUUCGGACACGGGCCCAGAUCCUGUAUAGCUAGAAGACUAGCUGAGCAAAAUAUGCUGGUGCUACUGUUAAAAAUGAUCCGCAACUACCACAUUCAAUGGACUGGUAACUUUCUGGACUCUCAAUCAUUGCUCAUUAAUAAACCUGAUGGACCAAUACUUCUAAAACUAAAUAGAAGAAAUGAUUAAAUUUCUAUGUAUAAUGGGCAAUAUACUGUAAACUGCAUAAUAAACGACAGUGGUAGUAAGCCAAAAGCAAAAGAUUUGUAGC
Molecule: messenger RNA, 1693 nt
Organism: Aethina tumida (small hive beetle)
Lineage: Eukaryota; Metazoa; Arthropoda; Insecta; Coleoptera; Nitidulidae
Product: cytochrome P450 302a1, mitochondrial
Exons: 9
Coding region: 91-1611 (506 amino acids)
Molecular function (GO): oxidoreductase activity, acting on paired donors, with incorporation or reduction of molecular oxygen; monooxygenase activity; iron ion binding
Source: RefSeq, a predicted model, not a curated record